This is a messenger RNA of Laetiporus sulphureus 93-53, 966 nucleotides long. RefSeq lists its product as uncharacterized. The transcript is spliced from 5 exons. The coding region runs from base 1 to 966 and encodes 321 amino acids. Gene Ontology annotation, biological process: mitochondrial proton-transporting ATP synthase complex assembly. NCBI's taxonomy places the organism in Eukaryota, Fungi, Basidiomycota, Agaricomycetes, Polyporales, Laetiporaceae. Gene Ontology annotation, cellular component: mitochondrial inner membrane. The record is from RefSeq and is a predicted model, not a curated record.
AUGCAUCGUCUCUCGUCUACUGCUCUCUCUUUCAAGCUUGCCCGAAUUCUCCAGUUGCAUGCAAUUCGGAGAUGCGUCCAUCACAGGGGGCUGAUCUCCUCCGCAUCGCGACGCUCUCCAGGGGAGGGAACACCGGGUGUUGCCGAGAAUGUUUCAUUAGGGAUUGACUCGGAGAAGAGUGCCAACGAGAAGGGCAAGCAGAAGGAGGGGGCAGAACAGGUCUCAAUAACUAAGCAAGAAGAGUCUCCCGUACCCCUACUUCAACGCCCACUGGGCGUGCGCGAUCGCCCGACCUCGCAAAGCAAGACCUGGGCCGAUAUCCGAGAUGAAAUCCUGGAUCACGAGAAGAGGCUGGAGAAAAGAAAAUAUCUUGUUAAAGAAGCUACAAGAGGCUACUUCACGGAUCUAAAUGCAACGCGCAGACACGGCGGCAAGACAUGGAUAGCACCGAAGGUUAUGAUCCGGGAAGAUAAAGCGUUGUAUUUUCCCGACGUCGCUGGCAGCGACCUGAAAUCGAAAGCGGAUGCACAUACUACGAGUCUCUGCGUGGGGAAAGUAUCCGUGGUUGCCAUCCUCUCGAGCAGAAUAUCCGAGCUGCAAACUGCCAACUUCGUGAAGCCGACGCUCGAUCAGUUCGCCAACCACCCGUCUUUUCGGUUCGUUCAAGUCAACCUACAGGAGAACCUCUUGAAGUCUCUCUUGGUCUCUAUGUUCAUUUCUGGCAUCCGCAAAACCAUCCCCGAAAGGUAUUGGGAGACAUAUAUUAUAAGCAGCCAAAGGAUGGAUUACCUUCGAGAAGAUAUCGGCAUGACAAAUCGGCAUGUGGCUUAUGUGUACUUGCUAGAUGAACAGUGCAGGGUUCGUUGGGCGGGAUGCGCAGAUCCCAUGGCGCAGGAAAUCGAGGCACUCCGAGUGUGUACUGGCGUUCUCCUAAAAAGAUACAGUGCCGCCAGCAACAAGCCUUAG